GGAGAGGCCGCGCUGGCUGUCCAUUCUCGAGCUGGCUGAGCUAUGGUGAUCGUCACAAGGGGAGAUUACAUCUGGAUUGAACCUGUUUCUACCAAUGAGUUCGAUGUCGCAAUUGGGGCGCGCGUCAUCUCUGCUGAAGGCCGACGUAUACAAGUCAAGGACGACGAUGGCAAGGAGCAGUGGCUCACACCGGAGAGGCGUAUCAAGGCGAUGCAUGCCACCUCAGUGCAAGGGGUGGAAGACAUGAUAUCUCUGGGAGACCUCCAUGAAGCUGGAAUAUUGAGGAACCUGUUAAUUCGUUACAAUGAGAAUCUUAUAUAUACAUACACUGGGUCGAUUCUUGUUGCUGUCAACCCAUACCAAAUUCUGCCAAUUUAUACUGCAGAACAAAUAAAAUUGUACAAAGACAGAAAAAUUGGUGAACUGCCACCCCACAUAUUUGCGAUUGGGGACAACAGCUACACACACAUGAAACGAUAUGGACAAGAUCAGUGUAUUGUAAUCAGUGGAGAAAGUGGUGCUGGAAAGACUGAGAGCACAAAACUGAUUCUUCAGUACUUAGCUGCAAUAAGUGGAAAACAUUCGUGGAUUGAACAGCAGAUACUUGAAGCAAACCCAAUUCUUGAAGCGUUUGGCAAUGCCAAAACAAUCAGGAAUGAUAAUUCAUCAAGAUUUGGAAAAUACAUCGAUAUUCAUUUUAACAAGCAAGGUGUAAUUGAAGGAGCUAAAAUUGAACAGUACUUGCUUGAAAAAUCAAGGAUAGUGUCUCAAAAUACUGAUGAACGUAAUUACCACAUAUUUUAUUGUAUAUUAGCUGGGAUGUCAAAAGAGGAGAAACAGAAGCUGGAACUCGGAGAUGCUUCUCAGUAUAAGUAUUUGACAGGUGGUGGAAGCAUUACAUGUGAAGGAAGGGAUGAUGCAGCUGAAUUUGCAGAUAUUCGAUCUGCUAUGAAAGUGCUUCUUUUCACUGAUCAAGAAAUCUGGGAAAUACUGAAGCUUCUAGCAGCAUUACUACAUAUUGGAAAUAUCAAGUACAAAGCAGCUGUCAUAGAUAACUUAGACGCAACUGAAAUCCCAGAUCUCAGUAGUGUUCAGAGAGUUGCAGGUUUACUUGGAGUUCCCAAACAGCCUCUCAUUGAUGCACUUACUCGGAAAACAAUAUUUGCAAGUGGAGAGACAGUUGUGUCAUCACUAUCAAGAGAUCAGUCAGUUGAUGUGAGGGAUGCUUUUGUGAAGGGGAUAUAUGGACGUUUGUUUGUUUUUAUUGUAAACAAAAUAAAUAAUGCAAUUUAUAGACCAAAAGGUUCUGCAAGAAGUGCUAUUGGAGUGCUUGACAUAUUUGGUUUUGAAAAUUUCAACACAAAUAGCUUUGAACAGUUUUGUAUAAACUACGCAAAUGAAAACCUUCAACAGUUUUUUGUUCAACAUAUUUUCAAGUUGGAGCAGGAAGAAUACAAUUUAGAAGGCAUAAAUUGGCAACACAUAGAAUUUGUAGACAAUCAAGAUGCCCUGGAUCUCAUUGCUGUUAAGCAGUUGAAUAUCAUGGCUCUUAUUGAUGAAGAAUCAAAGUUUCCUAAGGGAACAGACCAAACAAUGUUGGCUAAGCUUCAUAAAACUCAUGGUAACCACAGGAAUUACCUGAAACCAAAAUCAGAUAUUAAUACAUCAUUUGGCUUAAAUCACUUUGCUGGUGUAGUCUUCUACGAUACAAGAGGUUUCCUUGAAAAAAACCGAGACACAUUUAGCGCAGAUCUCCUUCAACUGAUUCACAUAUCUACAAAUAAGUUCCUGCAGCUAUUGUUUGCUGAAGAUAUUGGGAUGGGAUCUGAAACACGAAAAAGGGCACCUACGCUAUCUACUCAGUUUAAAAAGUCAUUAGACUGUCUAAUGAAGACUUUAAGCAGCUGUCAGCCAUUUUUCAUUCGAUGUAUAAAACCAAACGAGUAUAAGAAACCAAUGAUGUUUGACAGAGGGCUUUGCUGUCGACAACUAAGAUACUCAGGUAUGAUGGAGACAAUCCGUAUUCGAAGAGCUGGUUACCCAAUACGACACAGCUUCAUGGAGUUUGUGGAGCGAUAUAGGUUUCUUAUACCUGGUGUCCCACCAUCUCAUAAGACUGAUUGCCGCAUAGCCACAGCUAAAAUAUGUCAGGCUGUAUUAGGGAGAUCUGAUUAUCAGCUGGGCCAUACUAAGGUGUUCCUCAAAGAUGCACAUGAUUUAUUCCUAGAGCAGGAGAGAGAUCGCGUUUUAACACGGAAGAUCCUUAUUCUGCAAAGGUCAAUUCGUGGCUGGGUUUACAGAAGACGAUUCCUGAGGAUGAAGGCAGCUGCCGUAAUGAUUCAGAAACACUGGAAAGGCUAUGCACAACGCAGGCGUUACCAGAGAAUGAGAGUUGGUUAUAUGAGACUGCAAGCUCUCAUACGGUCUCGUGUUCUCUCACACCGUUUCCGUCAUCUUCGAGGACAUAUUGUUGGACUUCAGGCUAGAGCUCGCGGUUAUCUUGUAAGGAGAAUGUGCAGGCAAAAGAUGUGGGCGAUUAUAAAGAUUCAAUCCCAUGCAAGGCGUAUGAUUGCACAGAGAAGAUAUAAGAAGUUGAAGUAUGAAUAUAGACAUCACAUAGAAGCUUUAAAAUUAAAGAAGAAAGAAGAAAGAGAACUGAAGGAGGCUGGGAACAAACGUGCAAAAGAAAUUGCAGAACUAAACUACCGUGAGAGAAUGAAGGAACUAGAGCGUAAAGAAAUAGAACUUGAACUGGAAGAAAGGAGGCGUAUGGAAAUUAAGAAGAAUCUCAUCAAUGAUGCAGCCAGAAAACAGGAUGAACCUGUAGAUGACAGCAAACUUGUGGAAGCUAUGUUUGACUUUCUUCCAGAUUCAAGCAGUGAAGCCCCUGCACCAAGAGAAACGUCUGUUUUUAUGGACCUACCAUCAAAAACUGACCCUCAGGAAAUAAUAAGUGCUAUGCAAACAACACCAGAUGAUGAAGAAGAUUUAUCAGAAUUCAAAUUCCAGAAGUUUGCUGCCACAUAUUUCCAAGGAAACAUUACUCAUCAGUAUUCAAGGAAACCACUGAAACAUCCGUUACUGCCUCUUCACACUCAGGGCGACCAAUUGGCUGCUCAAGCUCUCUGGAUAACAAUUUUGAGAUUUACAGGCGAUCUGCCAGAACCACGAUAUCAUACUAUGGACAGAGACAACACCUCUGUAAUGUCAAAAGUUACAGCAACUCUGGGAAGAAAUUUUAUACGCAGUAAGGAGUUCCAAGAGGCACAGAUGAUGGGAAUGGAUCCAGAAACAUUUUUGAAGCAGAAGCCACGUUCCAUUAGGCACAAACUGGUAUCGUUGACUUUAAAACGAAAGAACAAAUUGGGAGAAGAUGUCCGACGAAGACUGCAAGAUGAUGAGUAUACAGCUGAUAGUUAUCAAACAUGGCUAGAAUCACGCCCUACAUCAAAUUUGGAGAAGCUGCAUUUUAUUAUAGGGCAUGGGAUUCUUCGAGCAGAGUUGAGGGAUGAAAUAUACUGUCAGAUAUGCAAACAGCUAACUAAUAACCCAUCAAAGUCAUCACAUGCAAGAGGAUGGAUAUUGUUGUCUUUGUGUGUUGGAUGCUUUGCUCCAUCUGAGAAGUUUGUGAACUAUCUUAGGGCCUUCAUAAGAGAAGGACCACCAGGCUAUGCACCCUACUGUGAAGAGAGACUCAAACGGACAUUCAACAAUGGCACAAGAAACCAGCCUCCUAGUUGGCUUGAACUCCAGGCUACAAAAUCCAAGAAGCCAAUAAUGUUACCAAUAACAUUUAUGGAUGGAAACACAAAAACACUUCUUGCAGAUUCUGCAACUACUGCACGAGAAUUAUGUAAUCAGUUGUCAGACAAAAUUGGCCUCAAGGACCAGUUUGGAUUCUCAUUGUACAUUGCCUUAUUUGACAAGGUUUCAUCACUAGGCAGUGGCGGAGAUCAUGUUAUGGAUGCUAUAUCACAGUGUGAACAGUAUGCCAAAGAACAGGGAGCUCAGGAAAGGAAUGCUCCUUGGAGAUUGUUUUUUAGAAAAGAAAUAUUUGCUCCAUGGCAUGAUCCAGCAGAAGAUCAAGUGGCAAGCAAUCUCAUAUAUCAGCAAGUAGUAAGAGGUGUUAAGUUUGGUGAAUACAGAUGUGACAAGGAAGAGGAUCUUGCAAUGAUAGCAGCUCAACAGUAUUAUAUUGAAUAUGGCACAGAUCUGAACAUUGAUAGGCUGUACAAUUUGCUUCCAAGCUAUAUUCCUGAUUAUUGUUUCACAAACACAGAAAAAGCCAUUGAUCGCUGGGGCCAACUAGUUAUUCAAGCUUAUAAGAAGAGCUAUUAUUUGAAGGAGAAGGUUCCACCUUUGAGAGUAAAAGAAGAUGUUGUUAGCUAUGCGAAGUUCAAGUGGCCUUUAUUAUUCUCCCGGUUCUAUGAAGCUUAUAGAAAUUCUGGUCCCAAUUUGCCAAAGAAUGAUGUAAUAAUUGCUGUGAACUGGACUGGUGUAUAUGUUGUGGAUGAUCAAGAACAAGUUCUCUUGGAAUUAUCCUUCCCAGAAAUCACCACAGUUUCAAGCCAGAAAACAAGCAAAGUCUUUUCACAAACAUUUACACUGUCUACAAUAAGAGGAGAAGAGUUCACAUUUCAGAGCCCAAAUGCAGAAGAUAUAAGAGAUUUAGUUGUAUAUUUCUUAGAAGGAUUGAAGAAGAGAUCAAAAUAUGUUAUUUCCUUGCAGGAUUACAAAGCACCAGGUGAAGGCUCAUCAUUCCUGACAUUCCAGAAAGGAGAUCUUAUAAUUUUAGAGGAUGACAGUACUGGUGAAACUGUUAUGAACUCUGGAUGGUGUGUUGGAAGAUGUGAAAGAACAGGAGAAAAAGGAGAUUUCCCUGCUGAAACAGUAUAUGUUCUGCCUUGCUGCAGUAAACCUCCACAAGACAUACUGGCGUUAUUCAGCUUGGAAGGUGCUGAGCAUGGACGUAAAUUGUACUCACAGCAAAUGAAUGGCACUGAUAACAGAGAAAAACCACAUAAUUUGGCUGAAUAUGCCCUGGAUCACUUCAGGCCACCACCCAAAAGAACAAUGUCCAAAGCACUGACAUUAACAUCAGCUCGUCGAGGAGGGCCUGAAGAAUUAUGGAGGCAUUCUAGAGAACCAAUAAAGCAACCUCUACUUAAAAAAUUGUUAACUAAGGAAGAGCUGGCAGAAGAAGCAUGUUUUGCAUUUACUGCUGUGCUUAAAUACAUGGGUGAUUUACCGUCCAAACGUCCUCGCAUAGGAAAUGAAUACACUGACCAAAUUUUUGAUGGUCCAUUGAAGCAUGAGAUCUUGAGAGAUGAAAUAUACUGUCAAAUAAUGAAACAAUUGACAGACAACAGAAACCGUUUGAGCGAGGAAAGAGGGUGGGAGUUAAUGUGGCUUGCAACAGGUCUGUUUGCAUGCAGCCAGAAUCUGCUGAAGGAACUUACCUUAUUUUUGCGCACAAGAAGGCACCCAAUAUCACAGGAUUCCCUUCAAAGGUUACAAAAGACCCUUAGAAAUGGCCAGAGAAAGUAUCCUCCUCAUCAAGUUGAAGUAGAAGCUAUUCAACACAAGACCACUCAAAUAUUCCAUAAAGUAUACUUCCCAGAUGAUACAGAUGAGGCUUUUGAAGUGGAUUCUUCAACUCGUGCCAAAGACUUUUGCCAAAAUAUAUCACAGCGCCUGAAUCUGCGUUCUAGUGAAGGCUUUAGCUUGUUUGUUAAAAUUGCUGACAAAGUUAUAUCUGUCCCAGAGGGCGACUUCUUCUUCGAUUUUGUGAGGCACUUAACGGACUGGAUUAAGAAAGCAAGGCCAUCAAGAGAUGGUGCAUCACCACAAUUUACGUAUCAGGUUUUUUUUAUGAAGAAACUGUGGACAAACACUGUUCCUGGGAAAGAUAGGAAUGCUGAUUUAAUUUUCCACUUUCAUCAGGAACUACCCAAGUUAUUGAGAGGAUAUCAUAAAUGCACCAAAGAAGAGGCAGCUCGAUUGGCAGCUCUAGUGUAUCGAGUAAGGUUUGGAGAAAGCAAACAGGAGUUGCAAGGAAUACCUCAAAUGCUCAGGGAUCUAGUUCCAGGAGAUCUUAUAAAAAUCCAGAGUUCCAAUGACUGGAAAAGAUCAAUCGUAGCUGCCUACAAUCAGGAUGCAGGCAUGAGCCCAGAAGAUGCAAAAAUUACUUUUCUGAAGAUCAUUUAUCGAUGGCCUACAUUUGGCUCUGCAUUUUUUGAAGUAAAACAAACAACGGAGCCAAAUUAUCCUGAAAUGCUUCUUAUAGCAAUAAACAAACAUGGGGUCAGUUUGAUACAUCCUCAGACUAAGGAUAUCCUGGUAACUCACCCAUUCACAAGAAUUUCCAACUGGUCUUCCGGGAAUACCUAUUUUCACAUGACUAUUGGAAAUCUUGUACGCGGCUCCAAGCUGCUGUGUGAAACUUCACUAGGCUAUAAAAUGGAUGACUUAUUAACCUCAUACAUCUCUCUUAUGCUCACAAACAUGAAUAAACAGAGAGGAACUUUAAGAAUAAAAUAAUAAUACAGGAAUUCAGAAGAUUAAUUUGUGUGUGUUAAAUUGUGUACAUGAAGUCAACAGAGUGAUUUGAUGUUGUGUCAAAAGACGGUGUAUAUAAUGCUCACAAAAAUAAAUUCAUUGUACAUAAUUCAUAACAUUUUAUGUAAAUAUUUGUGACUUUGUUGUCUUCAGUGAGCAGUCAUAUAUCAACAAUGUGUGCAAUAUGAAUCUUUAGUACUUAAAAAGGUGGAUACCAUAUAGUCAGUACUAAAGGCAGUAACAAUUGACAUUUUGAUAGAGCUGAUAUUCUUCUUGUUUUGUUUUCUUUUGACUUCUGUAAUAGUCAUGUCCGCUUCCCCACUCUCAUAGAAAUAAAAGGUAAAUUCUAUAUCCAAA
Molecule: messenger RNA, 6915 nt
Organism: Schistocerca americana (American grasshopper)
Lineage: Eukaryota; Metazoa; Arthropoda; Insecta; Orthoptera; Acrididae
Gene: ck
Product: myosin-VIIa
Exons: 39
Coding region: 43-6540 (2165 amino acids)
Cellular component (GO): cytoskeleton; myosin complex
Molecular function (GO): ATP binding; cytoskeletal motor activity; protein binding
Source: RefSeq, a predicted model, not a curated record